AUGGCGCCCCGUACGGCAGACCGCAACAUGCCCUCCAUCAGUUCGCCCCUGUCGCCCAGGACUGAGCCGCUUGCCAUUCCCUCUCAGGCGCGACGACGACCCAACCUCAACUCACGCCAGUCCUCAAACGCCCCCACCUCUGCAUCUGGGCACUUGAGGCUGCCAUCGUUGCCACGCUUCCACCCAGCCAACUUUGCAUCUUCUCAGAAUUCCAGCCAAGCAAUCACGCCAGUGACGGGUCCAAACAGCCCCAACACGCCCUCGUCGCCCCAGAACGCUCGGAGCAGGCAGUAUGAGGUCCAGCGACAAAUGUACGCCUACCAGCAGCAACUGCUAGCCAACACCAACGGUCAGGUCCGCGCACCAACAUCGGCAAAGCCCACGAGCCCACGUCUGGAGCCGCUUGCAAGUCCUGGAGCAGUCACGCCCCUUGAGCUUGGAGGCGCCGAUGGCUACCUUACUGCCGGUGUCAACCCAGCUGAUGCAGCUAAACAUGUCGAGCACUUGAUCCGCGAAGAAGCCCGUCGACGUGGUGACUGGUCUCCCGGACGGCCGACUUCUGUGGGCGGUUGUUGA
Parastagonospora nodorum SN15 is the source of this 576-nucleotide messenger RNA. RefSeq lists its product as hypothetical. The record is from RefSeq and is a predicted model, not a curated record. The coding region runs from base 1 to 576 and encodes 191 amino acids. The transcript has a single exon. Lineage: Eukaryota; Fungi; Ascomycota; Dothideomycetes; Pleosporales; Phaeosphaeriaceae.